Peromyscus maniculatus bairdii (prairie deer mouse) is the source of this 435-nucleotide messenger RNA. Lineage: Eukaryota; Metazoa; Chordata; Mammalia; Rodentia; Cricetidae. The record is from RefSeq and is a predicted model, not a curated record.
AUGCAUUCCAGAGAGCCGGGCCAGCUAGAGCAACAAAGGAGCCGGGUAGUCGGCAGGGAGAGCUCAGGGGGCUGCGGCGCGCUCGCGCGGAGGUGGCUGCUGGGCCGCGGGCUGGCGUGGGGGCGGAGCCGGGGAUCGACUCCCGCACCCCUCGGCCAGCGCCUGGCCUCCAUCGAGGGGCUGGGAGUUGGUUUUAAUGGUGGGAGAGGGAAUGGGGCUGGAGAUCGGAGCCCCAGGGGGCUCCCAGGGCUGAAGACAACUCCGACCGCCAGGCGAGGGAGUCUGGAGUCCGUGCAUCCUGGCCCGGGCCUGCGCUGCCCAACAUGGGGCCCGGGUUCCAAAGUUUGCAAAGUUGGGAGCCGAGGGGCCCGGACGCGCGCUGCGCCUGGCGAAAGCCGGCCCCAGACUCACGGGGCGCACCGGUCGCCUAAGUAG